GACUGUUAUGAGAUGGGUUUACUUUCAUACUUAUCUCUUUUCCUUUUAUAAACAUUCAAGCAUCAAUAUGGUUACAGUUCUCUCAAGAUCAUAUUCAUGUGCGCUCAGUCGUGGAUUGGUUUUUAUGUCAAAUAGUUCGUGUAAAAAUCUUUCCGUAGAAUAUUUUUGCUUGUGAAAUCGUUUUAUGGAGUGUGUUUUAAAUAAAUAAAUAUUUUAUUAGCAUCUAUAAAUGCAGGUGAUUUGCAGAUUUGACGUGCUAAUAAAUUAUAUAAGGACUUAUGAUAUAGUAAAAGAUGAUGGCAAACGUCCAUUGGUCGAGAAUUUCAGCAAGUAAAAUAUUGCGAAACGUGUUAACAGCAAUUUUGAUAUUAUUACACACACAAAGAAAUAAUGCUAAUCAAAAUCCAUUUCGUGAUCCAAGCAUUUGUGGAAGACCGCAAUGUGAAACGCCAUUCAGAAAAUUUUAUUUUCGUAACAAUUUAUAUAAAUACGAAUAUAACGUAGACUUAAAUACAGAAUUUUCCGGUACAGACAAUAAUGCGUCCAGCAUUUUCUUAAAAGCAGCCGUUAUCAUAUAUUUUCCAAAGCCUUGUGACGGAUUUUUACAAAUCACGGAUGUUAAACUUUGGGAUCAUCAGCAUAUACCAAACGAUGACGAAUUCAGCAAUAAUGCUCAUAGCAGAAACGAAAAUUUAGAUGAAGAUGAUUAUUAUGGGGAGUUUACGGACUCAAGUGGUUAUAAUGAACCUAAUGAUGAUUUUAGUAAUAUGCAUCCAAAAAGUCUUGAGCUGGCAAAAGAUUUAAAGCAACAUUUGUUACGCUUCUCAUUCAACGAUGGGCUUAUUUCGGAAAUAUGCCCAAACUUCCGAGAAUCAGUUUGGGCUUUAAACUUUAAAAAAGGCAUACUCUCUACUUUUCAAAAUACAAUGCUGCGAUUUGAUGUCGAUUUCAAUACAACAGAAGUCGAUAUAUCCGGGGAGUGCAAUGUGCAGUACACAUUAAAAGAUGUGAAUAAUGUUUUUAUAAAAAUACGUAAGACAAAAAACUUGCCAACAUGUCAGAAGCGCUAUUCAACUAAUUCUAUACUACAAUCUACUCCAUAUACCUUUCGUGAUGAUAAAGCUAUAUGGCCCAUAAUUGACUCUAUAAGUUACUGUGAUAUGGUAAUCAACAAUAAUAUGUAUGAUGAAAUUAUUUGUCGUGAACAGCAUCAACUAGUUAUUUUUUCAAACAAUCACACUGGUGCUAUUACCAGAGUAGAGUCUCGGCUUGUACUGCAAGGGGAAGAAAACUACAACAAAGGAGAUUUCUUAAUUGAGCAGGAUAACAUUGUGGAACGACGUUCAACACUGCUUUUUGACCACACUCCUUCUACAAAGCCAACCCCUACUGAAAUUAAAUUAGCACGGGAUCUGCUAAAGGAAAUGUGUAUUCGUGGAUUCCCAUAUAUUAAACGAAAUUUUUUAGGUGUCUUCACUAAUUUCCUGCAUACAAUUAAGCAACUUGACUAUGAAGCUUUGACACAGCUUCUUGGACGUUCAACAAGUAUAUGUGAGAAAGGAAAGAAUCAUGUUCUCGACGCAUUACCUUAUAUUGGGAGUUCUGCAUCAUAUCAACUCAUGCGAGACCAACUUCUUACAAAUAGUGUAUCUAAAAACUUGGCACUCAACUGGAUUAAGUCUCUAUCAUUUAUUCGACGUCCCGAUGAAGAUACUGUUGAAACAUUUUACACCAUUCUUGAAUUUUCACGUGUCAAGGAUGAACCCGAAUACACAUUAUGUACAACCGCUGUUAUACGUAGCUUUUGUCUAUAUAAUUCUAAUUGCAAAAAAAAUAUGCGAGUUAAAUUGAUCACAAAUUCACUUGAGACAGAAUUUGUGAAAAUUUUUAAUUCAUUUCGUGGUGAAAGGCGUUUAUAUGAACGACUGAUUGUUAUAAUGAAAGGUCUUGGAAAUAUCGGCGUUUUAUCAGAACAAUUUAUUGCCCAAAUGCAGAAAAUAAUAUUGGAUGAGAAUGUGUUGUUGAACCUUCGCUUAGAAUCAGUUUAUAUAUUUAGACGGACGGACUGUGUUUUACAUCGCUCAUUACUUUUGAAUAUCUACACAAACUUUAACAUUCAUUCAGAAGUACGAAUUGCAGCUUAUUUGCAAGUUAUGAUUUGUCCUGACUACUUCUCAAUCAAGAAAAUAAAAAACACUUUAAAAACUGAAGAAAUUAAUCAAGUUGGUUCAUUUGUAUGGUCGCAUCUGAGGAAUCUAGCGAAGUCAUCAUCACCCUUAUAUAUUACAGUCCAGACUUUGUUGCUUGAUGAUGAUAUUUCUAAUAAAUACGAAUUAGAUAUUCGAAAAUUUUCCCGUAACUAUCAACAAAACUUGUUUUUCGACGAGUUUAAUUUCGGUAGCACUGUAGAUAUGAAUGUAAUCUUUGGCACAGAGUCAUACCUACCACGCAUGUUGAUGUUUAAUUUUACUUCUAACCUUUUCGGUCAUUCGAUAAAUUUUUUGGAGCUUACAACAAGGGCCGAAGGUUUUGACGAAUUAAUAAGCUCAAUCAUAAUUUCUGAAAAAUGGUUCAAUGAGGAAAGCAUAUUAAAGGAAAACGGGUUAAAACAUGUGUUGGAUAUAUUCCGAAAAUGGUUUGAAAGUUUAAAGAAAGAUAAUUCUGAUACAACAACACAUAACUCAGUCAAUGGUAAUCUUCCUUUAUUUAAUCAAAGCUCUAAAAAUGAAAGAUUGCUUAAGAGUUCGUCUCUUAGAGAUGAGUUCUGUGAAACUAAGUGUCUCCUGAAACGAUCAAUCUCAAUUAAAGAUGUAAAUAAUUACAGAAAAGAUUUACAAAAAGUUAUUAAAAACAUAGGAUAUAAACUCAAAUACGACUAUAACAACCCUAAAGCAUAUUUUGGAUUGCGCAUUUUUGGAAAUGACUUACAUUAUUAUUCUUUAAAUGGGAUACACGAUUUCGCAAAGCUGGCCAAAGAAUUUAAUAUUUUAGAAAAGAUUUCGGAAAUACUUUCUGGCCAAGAAAUUACUUAUUCAAAAACAAACAUAUUUCUUGAAGCUUCUUAUAUUGCGCCUCUAUUGAUUGGUUUACCGUUAUCAAUAGAUUUAUUUGGCGCUUCUUCCAUAGACCUUCGUUUAUCGGGGAAUAUAAAUCAUAUGAAUCCAACUGCUUCAGAAUGGAACUUCGCUAUAAAAGGCAAAUUGAAGCCAACAAUAUUAGUUAAUUUUGUAGGAACAAUGAAAUCGGAUAUGUUUUCUGCGCAAUCGGGUAUUAAGGUGAAAAGUACAGUCUAUUCAAACACGGAGGCUGAAGCAGAUCUUAUUGUUGAUGGUAAAAACUUAGUUUCAUUCUCGUUUAGCUUACCACAAAAUACCAGUGAAGUUUUAAGUGUUCAAUCUGAGUUAAUCAAAAUGACAAAAAGCAAAGAUGAACCGCAGACUGGUGUUCAGCCACGUAUAUUCAAUACUACUUGCACAUGGUCUUCAUUGGAAACAACAUUUGGUUUAAAAAUGUGUAUUGACUACAGCGUUCCAAAUAUCAAUACUUCUAAACAAACUCUCUAUCCUGGACUUAUUCUAAGCGGACCUCUGAACUUCAGCAUUGUGUUAUCGAAAUCUGACCCGAAAGCAAAAAAAUGGACUUUUGAAUUUACAUCGAACAAACAGGAUAAUAACUCAAAAUGGGCAUUUAUAUUUCAUACUCCUGGAUCCUUACAUGAACGUUCGAUCUCAGCUAAUAUUAACACGUUCCCAGAAAGCUUUAAUUCAUCAAUUUUUUUUACACAUGGACUCAAUAAAGCAGCAGUCAUAUGUCAAUAUAUAGGAGGUACGAAUUACAAACGAUUCGAAUUUUUAUUACAAAUGAAUAACGUCAGUAGUCUUGAUUUAAAUAUGGAACUUAAACGCUUGCAAGAACGAAAUGUGUGGAUUUACAAACCGAAAAUGUUAUUGGCCGUAAAUGGCGUCAAUAUAACAGGAGCUCUGGGAACAAUGCGUGUUAAUGAAAAAAAUGGCAUAACUCAAAGCGACAUAGACUUUUCUUUUGAGACUCGUAAAUUGCAAAUGCUCAUGCGUGGUGUUAUGAUGCAGAGUGAAGUUACAAAAUCAGGAAAUAUCACCGUAAACUAUAGGUUUCAAACAAAUAAAAUAGAGAGUAUAUAUUUAGAAGGACGCCUACUAAAUUCCUUGGAUAAAUCCAAGGUGGAAUAUGAUGGAAAUAUAAAGCUUAGAACUUCAGCACACCCAAAAUUAAAUUUUGCAUCAAAUGCAACUUGGCGAUCAUUGCAGGGCCACACUGAAGGUAUUUUAACUUUUAAUAAUGCAAAAGACUUUAAGGAUCCAAACUCCACGACCAUUUUGCAUUUAAUACUGUCGCGCUCCUAUUCCGAGGAAAAUAUUUGGGAAGGUUCUCGUUCGUAUGCCAGCUUUAAUGUCAAGAUUCCCCGCUCUAAGGUCAACUUUAAAUUAUUUAUCAAACACGAGGAGCGAUAUAAAAAUGGCAGUGAACACAAUAUUUUAGCUGAAAUUCUUUUAAGUCCAGAAAAAGAGGCCUUGUUUCUGUUUUCUGUAUUAAUUCCGCAACGCGAUCUGCUAACAUUCGAUGCUUCUUUUAACAUCAGUGCUUCGAAGUUCAACUCAUGUUUCGGACGGUUGAAAUUUAUAGAAACAGUUCCUAAAUCCUUUUUGAUUCAAUUUAAUGGUGCUUGGUUCACAGAAGACUACAUUGUAGUUAAAGUUAACUAUAAAAACCGUAACCGGCUGCAGGUGCUAAAAAUGAUCACAGAAAGUGCUAGUUUUGAAACUACAACAUUAAAUGCUGUGUACCGAAUAACUCAAACAUUCAUCUAUAGCAAUUUAAAUUUUAAAUAUGGUAACGAUCUAUAUGAGUUUGCUAUGCAACUUAAUUCCCAACCCGACAAUAUUAAACCCGCUAUUUGUGAAAUACAUAUAAAUUUAAAAGAAAAAAAGUACUGGCUUAAUUCCAGUUUGCUAAUGUCACAGUCGAAAAUGUGGCAAAUGGAAUUACAUAUAGAUAAGUAA
Molecule: messenger RNA, 5039 nt
Organism: Bactrocera oleae (olive fruit fly)
Lineage: Eukaryota; Metazoa; Arthropoda; Insecta; Diptera; Tephritidae
Source: RefSeq, a predicted model, not a curated record